AUGGGUUCAAUAAUAGCUAAAAGAGUUGGAACCGAUAUACUUAAAUUUAAUACAUUUGAAAAAGAAAUUCGAAUAUGUAUUUAUGAAGAAAUCACAAAUGGUCGAAAACUUACAGAAAUUAUUAAUCAACAACAUGAAAAUAUCAAAUAUUUACCUGGUCAUAAGCUUCCACAUAAUGUUAUAGCUUAUCUCGAUGUUGUUGAAACUGUAAAAGACGCUGAUAUAUUACUAUUUGUAAUACCACAUCAAUUUAUUGAACGAAUAUGUAAUGCAAUUAAAUCACAUGUAAAGAACAUUGCUUUUGCUAUAUCUUUCUUGAAAGCGUGUUUGUUUGUUUUUGCUUAUUCAAUUCAAUAG
This is a messenger RNA of Rotaria sp. Silwood2, 357 nucleotides long. Lineage: Eukaryota; Metazoa; Rotifera; Eurotatoria; Philodinida; Philodinidae. The record is from the annotation of a GenBank genome assembly.